Sphaeramia orbicularis (orbiculate cardinalfish) is the source of this 3145-nucleotide messenger RNA. RefSeq names its product scinderin like a (gene scinla). Bases 129 to 2285 code for a protein of 718 amino acids. Gene Ontology annotation, biological process: central nervous system development; barbed-end actin filament capping; cell projection assembly. NCBI's taxonomy places the organism in Eukaryota, Metazoa, Chordata, Actinopteri, Kurtiformes, Apogonidae. The record is from RefSeq and is a predicted model, not a curated record. Gene Ontology annotation, cellular component: actin cytoskeleton; cytoplasm. The transcript has 17 exons. Gene Ontology annotation, molecular function: actin filament binding; phosphatidylinositol-4,5-bisphosphate binding.
GUUAUAUAUAACAGACCUAGUGCACCGACUGUGUGCGGAGACUGGAAGAGCAGCCGUGAACCGGAGAACACCGGAUCGACCCCUUCUCACCCAGCAUCUGCCCUCUGUCCUCAUCAGGCCCGAGCACUAUGGUUGUCCACAAAGCUUUCGAGAAUGCCGGGAAGACGCCUGGCCUGCAGAUAUGGCGAGUGGAGAAGAUGGAUUUGGUGGUCGUCCCUUCUGAGCUCCAUGGACAGUUCUUCACAGGAGACAGUUAUGUAGUGCUCUGCACCAUAACUCCUUCUUCUCUCAGGAUUCACAGCUGGACAGGUAAAGAAGCUUCCCAGGAUGAGAGAGGAGCUGUUGCCAUCUUUAUGACUCAACUGGACGACUUUCUGCAAGGAAUUCCACAACAGUUUACUGAGUUUCAAAAUGAAGAGUCCUCCACCUUUCUCAGCUACUUCCCCAAAGGCAUCGUGUACAAGGCAGGUGGAGUAGCUUCUGGCUUCAAGCAUGUAGUGACAAAUGCUGUGGAUAGGCAACGUGUGCUGCUUGUUAAAGGUCGUCAUGCAAUCAGAGCCAAGGAGGUGUCUGUGUCAUGGAGCAGCUUCAACAAAGGAGACUGCUUCAUUAUUGACUUGGGAAAGAAUAUCUACCAUUGGUCUGGUUCUAAUUGCAAUUUCUGGGAACGCAUCAAAGCCACAGAGUUGGCCAUUGGAAUCCGUGACAAUGAGGGCACUGGGAGUUGUCAGCUACACAUGAUUGAUGAGGGCAGUGAGCCAGAAGAGGUCUUGAAAGUGCUUGGACCCAGGCCUGCAGUUCUUCCAGAAAGUUCUGUUGAUGAUGUUGAGCAUGAACAGAGAAUCCCUGAGGCAGUUCUGUAUAAGAUCUCGGAUGCUGCUGGUUCUAUGACAGAAACUAAGGUCGCAGAUAAAACCCCAUUCCAGCAAUCCUUACUCAGUGAGGAGGACUGCUACAUCCUGGACAACAAGGGACACAACUUAUUUGUCUGGAAAGGGAGGAAGGCAAAUGCUGAAGAGCGCAAAUCAGCACUUAAUAUAGCAAGACAGUUUAUCACAAGACACAGUUACCCAGACAACACCAAGAUUGAGAUUUUCCCAUCACAGAGUGAGACAACUCUGUUUAAGGAUUUCUUCUUCAACUGGUUGGAUAAGGAUGAGACCACAGGCCCAACAAAGCCCUACACCAUCGGUAGCAUUGCUAAGGUGGAGCAGAUUCCCUUUGACGCCUCCAGUCUCCAUAGCAACCAGGCCAUGGCUGCACACCACGGCAUGGUGGAUGAUGGCUCUGGUAAAGUUCAGAUUUGGCGUGUGGAAGGAAACGAUAAAGCAGAAGUGGACCAAGCCAAAUAUGGACAAUUCUUUGGGGGUGACUGUUACCUGAUACAGUACUCCUACGAUUCCCAAGGCAGAGAGAAGCAUAUCAUCUACAUCUGGCAAGGGCGGAAAAGCACAAUCGAUGAACGGGCUGCAUCAGCUAUUCUCACAGUCGCCUUAGACGACUCCAUGGGUGGAGUAGCAACUCAGGUUCGUGUCACUCAGGGUCAAGAACCACCUCAUUUAGUCAGCAUGUUUAAGCAGAAAACAAUGAUCAUUCACAUGGGAGGGACAUCGCGUUCUGGUGACGAGACUCAACCUGGCAGCACACGGCUCUUCCAUAUCCGCAUUUCUACUACUAAAGCGACUCGGGCUGUUGAGGUGGAGCCCAUCGCCUCUUCUCUGAACACUAAUGAUGUCUUUGUGCUGAAGACACCAAAUUCUGUGUUUGAAUGGAAGGGAUUGGGGGCAAAUGAGGAGGAAAUAAAAGCAGCUACGGAACUUGUUAGGGAGCUGUAUCCAACAGACACAGUGACUAAGGUCGAUGAGAAGAUGGAGUCAGCUGAUUUCUGGUCAGCACUGGGUGGGAAAGGGGAAUACCAGACCUCCAGGGCUCUGCAGACGGCAAUCAAGAAUGCACGACUGUUUAGCUGUUCAAACAAGACUGGGAGGCUGAUUGCAGAAGAAGUGCCUGGUGAUUUGACACAGAUGAAUCUGGCGCCUGAUGAUAUCAUGAUUCUGGACACCUGGAAUGAGAUCUACAUUUGGGUUGGAAAGGAUGCCAAUGAGGUAGAGAAAUCUGGAGCAUCCAAGAUUGCUGAAGACUAUGUGAAUACGCACCCCUCUGGUCGAAGUGGUACCCCUCUGGUCACCAUUAAGCAGGGAGAAGAGCCGCCUUCCUUCACUGGCUGGUUCCACGGCUGGGACCCAAAGAUGUGGGACAAUGUUUUGGCAAAACUCAAAGGCUAAAUUUGAAAAAUCUCACAAAUCUGUAACUUCUACAAAAUGAUAGCAAAGAUUCAUUGCUUAUCACUUAUUUCUGUGCAAAGCAUAUAUAAAAUCAUGAUAACUCUGGAAUAUUCAAGCUUCAGUUUAGGUAGAGGGAAGGUCGGUGACGUUGUGCAUCAAAGUUCUCAUAUGCAACUGGUUUUUGUCAUUUUCUUCAAAGUUUUAAACAUCAUCAAAAAGUGUAAGGCAAUAAUCAAACUAUGACAUUCAAAAAAUCACAGAAACUUGAUUGUAAGAAGGGCUCCAAUGAUGAUUUUCAUUGUUGAUUAAUCAGUUCAUUAUUUUUACCAUUAAUUGAUUGUUUGAUCUAUAUAACACAAAGUAAUGCAAAAGUCUGUACCAAAGCCCAACAUGAUGUCCUCAAAUAUUGCAUUUGGUCUACAAUUCAGGAUAUACACUUUACUGUCAUAGAGGGGAAGCAAAUACACAAAAUCAAUUCAAAUUUUUAUUUAAGAAGGUGGCCUUUUUUCUCGUAAAAAUUCCCUCAAAUUAUUGAGGAUUAAAUUAGUUACAAAUUGAUUAGUCAAUUCAUUGUUCCAACUGUAUUUGCAAGCUGAUAGUGUCUGAAAUAUAAUGUGGCAGAUCAAAUCUCGCUGUGAUCCAUUCUGGGUUAAUAUUGUUUGAAUUUUGAUUAAGGUGAUUAUCAUAUUCAGGAAAUUCUAAGCCUCAAAGAGGACAGUGGCAUUUAAAUUCUUUAAUUUUUUGUCUUUGUAAUUAAAAAAAAGACUGUGUUAAAUUCUCCUUCUAUACAACUUGGAUUUCAUUUGAGUAAUUUAAUUUGAUAAAUUCGGCAUUAUAAGAAUAAAAUCUUGAGAAUUGUC